GUUGGGAAGAUAUAUCGAGCGUGAAGUGCACAUUCUCUCUCGGGUUGCGUAUCGAUUCCUACAAUCGAAACUGUAUUCGCUGUACAUCACGCGCGUGAAGGUGAUUUUUUUAGCAGAAUCCUCGUACUGCUUUCGGUGUCUUGCAACGUGCAGUAAACCGUUCCCAAAACAGGAACAUUGUGUUUUGAAAGCAAAAUCGCGAAGGCAAAGAAUUAAUUGUUUAUAUUAUUGUUGUGUAUCAGUAGUGGCGUGUUUAGCGUCGUAGCAGCUUUCUGACAGUGCCAGUGUCAGCAGCACCGAUCCAGCCAGCUUACGCGUGUAGUGUGUGCGUGUGUGUGUGUCGACGCUAAGCGUUGUAAAAUCGUUCUUGAACGAUCGUUCGGUUCAUUCGGGUGUAUAUUUUGUCAAACGAAAUUGCACUCCGUACCCAGCCAGCCAACGGCGGUCGUCAGUCGUCUGCAUUGGGCGACUUCCUCAAAGUGACUUCAGCCCCCACCUACUCCUGUUCGUGCGGUGGUGGCAGUAGUGUUGGUGGUGUAGCGAAUAAAGCAGCUCCAGCAAGCGAGCGGAUCGCACCGUAAACCUGGAUACCGAAAUGAUGAAAAUGGACACGGAUAAAAUCAUGGACGACGGGAUCAGCACGUCACAGUACACCACCCAGAUACUGUACGAUCCGGCACGAAAGAAAGAACCGUCACCAACGUUUCAGACCGAGCGCGAUACCUGUCUGUCGUACUUCACCAAAUGGAACCAGGCCAACCAGGUAGACUUUGUCGAACAUCUUCUCUCCCGCAUGUGCCAUUACCAGCACGGACACAUCAACGCCUACCUGAAACCUAUGCUCCAGCGAGACUUCAUCACACUGCUGCCCACAAAAGGAUUAGACCACGUGGCAGAAAACAUUCUCUCCUAUUUGGACGCCAAGUCGCUGUGUCGGGCGGAGCGCGUCUGCAAAGAAUGGUCCCGCGUCAUCUCCGAAGGCAUGCUGUGGAAGAAGCUGAUCGAACGAAACGUCCGCACCGAUUCCCUAUGGCGGGGGUUAGCAGAGCGCAAGGGAUGGAUCAAAUAUCUGUUCAUACCGCGGCCGGGUGUGACGCUACGGCAACACAAAUUCUACCGCGAGCUGUUCCCGAAGAUCAUGAAGGACAUCGAAGCGAUCGAGAACAAUUGGCGCACGGGCAAUCACAAUCUACAGCGAAUAAACUGCCGGUCAGAGAAUUCGAAGGGCGUCUACUGUUUGCAGUACGACGACGACAAGAUUGUGUCCGGCCUGCGGGAUAACACGAUCAAGAUCUGGAGCCGUUCGACGCUCCAGUGUUGCAUGAUCCUAACAGGGCACACCGGGUCGGUGCUCUGCCUACAGUACGACGAUAAGGUCAUCAUUAGUGGGUCCAGCGAUUCGACGGUGCGCGUGUGGGACGUGGUGACGGGCGAAAUGGUCAACACCCUAAUACAUCACUGUGAGGCGGUACUACAUCUGCGCUUCAACAACGGCAUGAUGGUGACCUGUUCAAAGGACCGCUCGAUCGCCGUGUGGGACAUGGUUUCGCCAACCGAGAUUGGGUUGCGGCGCGUACUGGUCGGACAUCGGGCCGCCGUCAAUGUGGUCGACUUUGACGAGAAGUACAUCGUGUCGGCGUCCGGCGACCGUACGAUUAAGGUGUGGAACUCGACGAACUGUGAGUUUUUGCGCACGCUGAACGGCCACAAACGGGGCAUCGCCUGCUUACAGUACCGCGACCGGUUAGUGGUCAGCGGUAGUUCGGAUAAUUCGAUAAGACUAUGGGACAUCGAGUGUGGUACCUGUUUGCGAAUCCUCGAGGGCCACGAAGAGCUCGUUCGUUGCAUUCGGUUCGAUUCGAAGCGCAUCGUUAGCGGGGCGUACGAUGGCAAAAUCAAAGUGUGGGAUCUCCAAGCUGCCUUAGACAUUCGAGCACAAACCAACACGCUGUGCUUGAAAACGUUGGUGGAACAUACCGGACGCGUAUUCCGGUUGCAAUUCGACGAAUUCCAGAUCGUGAGCAGUUCGCACGACGAUACCAUCCUGAUAUGGGAUUUCCUUAACUGUUCGCCGCAGGAGGAAACGACCGCCCCGUCAUCCGGUGGCAGUAUCGGCCCGAGUAACCAUCACAAUAACAGUGGAAGCAGUAGCGGUAGUGGUUCCAUCGGUGGCAUACCAGGAUACGGUGGCGUGAUGGGAUUGGCCGCUGCCGGUGGAGCCGCCAUUGCAGAAGGCGGUGGCGCUGGCAGCAGCAGCAGUGGUGGUGGCGGCGCAGGCGGUGGUGGUAGUGGAGGAGGAGCAGGAGGAGGAGGAGGAGGUGGCAACCUGAACAAGACAAACAACAACGGUGCCGCCAACAACAGCAGCAACAACAACCAUCAGAGCGAUGAUCUGAGCGACUAAUUUGAAAUCUUUACUCCGGAGCUUGCUGAGUGGAUGAUGAUGUGCGCAGAACCUUUAGACCUACACCCUUACACUCAGCCUUCUCAUCAAACAAAGCAAAACAAACAAAACAAAAAAAAAUGCGCCUGCGUGAUCUUUAGGGUUUUGUCCUUUAUCUGUCCAACGUGUACACACACACAUACAUAAUCACACGCAUACAUACAUACAUCGAGACACAGUGUGUGGUACCUUUUUCUCUCUCUCUCUUUCUCUCUCCUGUCUUUGAUGCGCUUUUUAUUCACCGUUGGAUUGUUUUUUUUUUACGGUCAAUCUGGUAUUUAUUGGCAUAAAAGCUAAAGAGUGUGAUAUACAGACACGUCAGGUGUUGUGGCUUUUAGCAGAAUAUUAACGAAAAACCACCCCCCCCCCCCCUCUUAGAAUGGACACUGGCAUAUAACACACAUACGCGCAGCAAUAUCAAACGAAUAAGGUGUAAUUUAUAAGCGAAACGAGUGUUGUUUCGUCCAAUAGGAAAAUAUUAGUAGAGGAAGACGCUAGUGAAAUGUCUGCUGAAAGCGAUGUGAAUGUGUGUGUGUGAGAGAAGUAAUCUGGACAAAACGAUGAGCAGACAGUAGCAGCACUAGUUCGAUGGAAUGUAUUUGUGUUUAUUUAUCUCUUUCUCUACUUUUCCUUAUUCGUUUUGUUUUCUUUGUACAUUAAAUCUGUUAAUUUCAGGUAAUUUAUCUAAAAAAAUAUACUCCCGUUUUUAAGAUGAACCGAAGGCAGCACCCCUACUAAGAGUGUUCCAAAUAAGCUUGACAGUUAAAUGAUAGGCAGCAUCAACUAAAAUCGUUGUCAUGGUAACACGACGAGCGGGGCGCUUCGCAGAUUGCUGCCAAUGGGCCAUCGAAAAUGAAAGGAUCAAAAAUGGUGAAUGCGAUAGAACACGGAGAGCGAGAAAGGGGAAGGAACGAGUAGGCACGGUGUCGAAAUCUCCUAAACCACACAAACACCCGCAAACGUAACCCGCACCCGGUCUCCAUGCAAAGGGCCGAAUACAGAGCAAGAACAGAACUGAUUCUUAUAUAGCCCUAAUAAUAAAAAAACGAAAAUGGCAAAACCUUGUAGCAGUAAAGUUUGAAUAAAACAGAAGAAACGAUCUAUUGAUGAUAAUAUGAACAUAAUGGCAACAACAACAACCAUCACCAUUUUAGUGUUGGGUGAAGUAGCUCUUUUUGCUCACUGCUCACUAACACGUGAGAGGUGAGGCCUCCCGGUAGCACUCACUGAGGGCGAAGAAGCCGAAGAGCACACUCAGAGCCCUCAUUUUAUUGAGACGAGGCGUCCCGGUAGCUCUCGAGCGCACUACCCAACACCAAUCACCAUUGUAACUCCGAAACUACUAAAACGAAGCAGAGAUGAGUGUAAAAUAUGAAAAGCAUGCAACAAAAGUGAGGUUAAAGCAUUAAAAUGUGAGUGUUUUGUUUUUCUUUUGUAUUAAACUAUUUUUUUGUUGUUGUAUUGAAGAGUUGAAGAGCCCCGUCGACUUGCUGUGCACCAGGCUGCUGUUGUGCGAUUUUGGGAUGGAUGAGUGCGCGCGUGUGUGUGUGUGUAUAGGGAACAGAAAACGCGUAAAUCAAUAACCGAAAGUGUGUUCAUAAGUAGAGAGCGUGAUCGUGCUUUGGAAAAGUAAACCAAAAAGCCGGCACAAGGAUCACUAACACUACGCUAUAUGUGCGGUGGAAAAGGAAGAGCUCGUUUUGCUUAAGGAUGCGGAGCUGUGUGUGUGUGUGUGUGUGUUUUCCGUUUCCAUUUUCUAUUUUGGCGUGUGAUUAAGCUGAACAAAAGAUAGGCACACCCACACAUACACGGAGCUGACCUGAGUUGAUAGUGAAUAUAGAAUAGUGGAAUGUUUGGUGUGUCAUCGUGUAAGUAUUUGUCAGCUCAGUGAAAACAUUAGUGUGUUCACUGGUUCAAAGCAACACACAAGCAAAGGCAGGCUGUGCGACAUUGAGAAGGCGCGCCGAAACACGGGGAUGUACAUUGGGAUUGUCAUGGAAACGACGCUGUGCCGUCUGUUGUUAACAAGUGUGUGAGUGUGAGUGAGGUAAAGCUGGAAAGGAUAACAUUCGACGAUCGAGCAGAAGAGCGAUUGUUACUGUAAUUGUCGUUUCCCAACUUUCGUUAGCAACAAUUUAUUACAAUACUAUUAUGAUCAAUAUUGCCGUUUUAUCAGUACAGACCGCAAGCUACUUAAGCUUUUUAUUUGUUUAAGUGAAUUUGAAGCAAGUUCGUUCGUUUGUGCACUGAACUCUGGGGGGGAAGCUCUGCUUCUAUCAAAAUAAAGCCAAUUCCCUGAACACAACAGCAAAGUGACCGAGAGAGAGAGAGAGAUAGAGAGAGAGAGAGAGAGAGAGAGAGAGAGAGAGAAUUCACGCUUCACAGAAAAAAGAACAAAAAAACAACAUAUAUUUAUUACAACAUAACUGGCUAAUAAAUUGAGAACGAUGGGGCGAGCAAAUGAGCUGGGAAAAAAGGCUCAUAGAAGGAAAGGUAAAGCAAAACACAAAAAGAGAGAGACAAACUAAGCAUAUUAUUAUGGUAAAGCUAAUCGAAUUGUGCAUUCUUCUUAUCCGGUUUAACAAAAAAAAAGCAAGCAAGCUGAAGUGAAAGCGAAACAGAUAGAGAGAGAGAGAGAGCGAGCGACUACUUUUGGGGCUCGAUCAAAGCAAGCCACCAAACAACGGUGUUUAUGUGAUGAAACAAAAAUAUGUAAUAUGUUUUAGCAAAAGAGCAAAGCAAAGUUACUAAAUUUAAAAUCUAAACACACACACACACACACACACACACACACACACGCAAAACAACACACAAGAGUUAAAGAAAAAUCGGCUCUCUGAUGGUGAGAUAGUAAGGUAAAAGGAUAUAAGCAGUAGAGAAGUGAAUGAAAACAGUGAACAAAGGAAGUAACAAGCAGUUACUGUCGAUCGACAGAAGCAAGAGACAAACAAAAACAAAAAAAGGGCGUACCCACACCCACCCUCUCUCUCUCUCUGAACACAUUAUGCCUGUGUGCACCGUUGCUGUACCGGAAGCAGAACGAAGCGGCAGGUGCGUGAUAGUACCGAAAGGAAUACGCAGAUUGGGGGUUAAGCUAAUGUUGCGGAACGAAGUGAGGUGGGUAAUAAACGAUAGAAUGAUA
Molecule: messenger RNA, 5585 nt
Organism: Anopheles stephensi (Asian malaria mosquito)
Lineage: Eukaryota; Metazoa; Arthropoda; Insecta; Diptera; Culicidae
Gene: slmb
Product: beta-TrCP
Exons: 10
Coding region: 596-2404 (602 amino acids)
Molecular function (GO): protein dimerization activity
Source: RefSeq, a predicted model, not a curated record